UGACCUUGAUUUGAUAAAGCAGUGCAGUCGUAAGUUCCUUUCAAAGUGAACACUUGGCACAGUGACACGAACAGCCGGCAUCAUGAUUAAAAUAUUCAUCGGAAUAAUUCUUUCUUUCCAUUUCCUAGCCGCAAGUGCCAAGUUUACAUGGACGAAUUGUGCCCCGCCAGACGCUAUCCUGAAAGUAAGCAAUGUGGAGAUAGGGCCGGACCCUGUUGUUAUACCAGGUGAUUUGGUGAUGACAAUGGCAGCCAACAGUACCGCCCCUCUUGGAAGUUCAACUCUUAACCUGUCAGUCAAGAGGAAAACAUUUCUUGUAGAUAUCCCAAUACCGUGCAUAAGCCACAUUGGAUCUUGCUCAUAUCCAGACUUAUGUACCCUAGUUGAUCAGAUGAUUAACGAAAAUUGGCUGGGUGUCACUUCCGGUAUUGCUACACAGCUCAAGACCAUCCUUGCCAACAGUGGUAUAGAUGCAUCCCGAUGCCCUCAACCUGCACAGACCCUCAAGAUUGACCACCAGUCUAUCCAUCUUCCGGAAAUACCAUCAGCACUUUCACACUUUGCUGCAGGGGAUUAUCAUAUUAAUAUUCAGUUAAUUGACAACGUUAGCAAACAGAUGAAUUUGUGUGUCGAUGCCUUUCUCACAAUCGAGGAAAAAGAAAAAUGUACUGGAAUUUUUUGCAUUUUUGGUUAGAAAUGUUUCGAUGUUGUUUUUUUAUUCAAAUAGAAGAAAAAAUAAAACAAUAUCACUGCGUAAGAA
Ruditapes philippinarum (Manila clam) is the source of this 760-nucleotide messenger RNA. RefSeq lists its product as uncharacterized. Lineage: Eukaryota; Metazoa; Mollusca; Bivalvia; Venerida; Veneridae. The coding region runs from base 83 to 694 and encodes 203 amino acids. The transcript has 4 exons. Gene Ontology annotation, molecular function: enzyme activator activity; lipid carrier activity. Gene Ontology annotation, biological process: ganglioside catabolic process; lipid transport. The record is from RefSeq and is a predicted model, not a curated record. Gene Ontology annotation, cellular component: cytoplasmic side of plasma membrane.